Molecule: messenger RNA, 1177 nt
Organism: Prosopis cineraria
Lineage: Eukaryota; Viridiplantae; Streptophyta; Magnoliopsida; Fabales; Fabaceae
Product: abscisic acid receptor PYL4
Exons: 1
Coding region: 102-758 (218 amino acids)
Biological process (GO): abscisic acid-activated signaling pathway
Cellular component (GO): nucleus; cytoplasm
Molecular function (GO): abscisic acid binding; signaling receptor activity; protein phosphatase inhibitor activity
Source: RefSeq, a predicted model, not a curated record
AUAUAACUCCAUCUUUGCCCCUCUGUCCUCUUCAACCUCCUCUAUUUUCCCCCUCCUUGCCGGACCGAUUCACCACCACCACCACCACCAUCGUCAUCAUCAUGCCUUCUUCCCUUCAACUCCACCCCUUCAAUCCCGGCACAGCCUUGGACUGCCACAAGCAGCCUCCACCGCUCUCCACGCGCUGCCUUGUCGUUCCUCUCUCCUCUUCCAAGCUUGACCUCCCUCCGGUUCCGGACUCGGUUCUUUUCCAGCACGCGCACGAGGUGGGGCUUGGCCAGUGCUGCUCCGUCGUGAUCCAGUCCAUCCACGCGCCCGUCUCCACCGUCUGGUCCGUGGUUCGCCGCUUUGAUAACCCCCAGGGCUAUAAGCAUUUCGUAAAGAGCUGCCACGUCAUCGACGGCGAUGGCCACGGCAUUCACGUCGGCGCCGUCCGGGAGGUCCACGUGGUGUCCGGCCUUCCUGCCGUGUCCAGCACCGAGCGCUUGGAGAUCCUCGACGAUGAGCGGCACGUCAUCAGCUUCAGCGUCGUCGGCGGAGACCACCGCCUGAGCAACUACCGGUCGGUCACGACCUUGCACGCUAACGGGAACGAGACGGUGGUCAUCGAAUCGUACGUCGUCGACGUCCCUCAGGGCAACACGAAGGAAGAGACAUGCGUGUUCGUCGACACGAUCGUACGGUGCAAUUUGCAAUCCUUGGCCCAGAUCGCAGAGAACAUGGCCAGAGGGGGCCAGAAACCGCCACUGUCAUCGUAAAUUCACACAUUCUGAAACUCUUCUCCUGGUUCGGUGGUGUAUGAUUCCGGGCUUUUUCUGUUUCGAAUACGGGUACGGAUCUCGUAUCCGUCUGAGUCGUGGACAUAGAUCACCACAUUUCAUGCCCGUAUUGGGAAUGAACGGGUAGAUCAUGACUAGUUUUUUGGAAGGGUCUCGAUCGACGGCAAUGGUUGAAUGUGACAUAUGUGCAUAUAUAAUAAAUUAGUUAUAUAUGUUUUCAUAUAUAGACUUGUAUUUUUUUCAUUCCACCAUUCACUCUGAUCGAGGAUUGCUUCCAUUUGUCCAAAAUGUUAUCCCCACCCCGGCAAACUUGGUUGAUUCAUCGUGUCAUGUUGGUGUAAAUUCUGUUUUGUAGUGGACCUACGAAAUUACAAGUUAAGUGAUUUUUAUCCGAUUCA